AUGUGUUUAGAAAAGAAAUCAGAGAAUGAACGACCAACUUAUGGAUGUCAAGUUAUGGUUCAGGUAAUUCAAUUUGUCAAAUAAAUUGUUGUCAUUGAAAGGAAAUAAAAUUUCAGGUUGUUUUUUCUUUGGGUGUAUGUCAGUCUCUGGUGAGGAACUGUUUUUCUUAACCAUGUGCAUUUAAUAUAUCUUAUUUCAAAAUCUGGGUUUUCAUGAAUGUACCAAGGAUUGCUAACUGCAGAUCUAUAAGUUCGUGGGAUACAUUUUAAUCGUGUCACUUUUCAACAGAGGGCCGAGGAGAAAUCUUUGGCUAAGCAGCUCAGGAAGGAAGAAAAACGUUUGAAGAAAGAUGGGAAGUUGAGCUCAGAGGAUCAAGAAAUAGCUGGGGCCCUAGACAUGACCCCUGAGGAACUGAGGGCUGCCAGGUAUGUCAUGUUUUUGCAUCAAAUAUAUGUCUCUUAGUAAAUACGAUAAUUAUAUACUAAGAUUUGGGAAUAUUUAAAAAAAAUGGCUUUGUAUUACAAGUGUUAUGAAAGAAUCAUUUUCAUUUAUUACAAUUCAGUUAUUCUGCCCAUUUUAUUUUCAGGAUGGCAGAAUUGGGAGCUGCUAAGACAGCUCCACUUUUCUCUGGCCGGAGCUCAGGCUAUGUUAAACCUGAAAAAUAUCCCUUUGUAUUUGACAAACUUGCUGAUGCCCAGCAAUCCUCAGCUUACAUUGCAGGAGCAAAGGUGUGUAUGAGAGUAGGAUUUUUCCAUACUUAUGUUUGCUUUGGUACGUAGUAUCACAAUAUCUAAACGGAGAAGAGGCUCAUUGUUUUUUGAGGAAUAACUCUGACAUAAGGGAGUCACACUAAAUACAGCUCACACUAUUCAAGCUCCACUUCUGAAAUAAAUAAGCUCAGUUAUUCAUAAGUUUUUUGUAAAAGUCAAGGCUUAGAACCUAGAGAUUAAAAAAUCCAGAAGCCCAUAAAAAUAAAGAAAAGGAAAUUGAAUCAACCGAAUUAAUUUUGUUUUAGAUCAUGAUUCUAUGAUAAAUUCUAUCAGUCAUUAUUUGAAACAGUAAAUACUGGGGAAUGUCAAGAAUAAGUUUGUCGCAUCGGUAAAAGGUUUCCUGCUUUUAAGAAAUUCAGAUUUUAAAAUAUAUUUCCCUGGAAUUAAUAAAAAUCUGCCCAUCUUCCUCUCCAUGACAUUCAAUAUGUUACCAUGGCAUUUCUUUUUCCUGCUACGUUAAAGCAUUUUUGCUCUUUUCCAUCCUUUAUGCCAAAAUUCAAGGCAGUUUUGAUUGGAUAGUGUCCACAGUGAGCCAGCGUAUCCCACAGAUUGUUGGCUGGAAAGGGAUGUGGCUCACUAAUGUGGACAUUGCAUUAAGUAGAUGACUUCAUAUUCUUACUGUUGAGAAUGUUGGCUUUAUUUUUGUGUUGUCUAUAUCAGUGUAUCCCACAGAUUAGGGUGGUUUUUGGCUGGGAAGUGAUGUGGCUCACUAAUGUGGACAUUGCAUUAAGUAGAUGACAUCAUAUUCUUACUGUUGAGAAUGUUGGCUUUAUUUUUUGUGUGGUCUAUAAUUUAUUGAUUGGUUUCUUGAGUCAGUUUAUCACGCCAUUGUUAAUUGCUAAAAUUAAAUUCCAUUUCUAUUUUAAGAACUCACAGCUCUCAAAAAAAGUUCCUUUGUUUAAAAUUUAUAAGUACUAUUGAUAUUCAUCUGUUUCCACAUAGAUUGUUUUGCCUGAGAAUUUUGAACGUAAAGAUGACAAGCUGUAUGAAGAGAUCAACAUUCCUGCCAGUGGAUCAGCACCUCCGGAAAUUGGGAAGAACCGCAUUAGAAUUGACAGCCUUGAUGAUGUAAGUCAUAAGAAGUUUUUUGUGGAACUUUGUCUGUUAUGUGAUGUCAUUUGCUGAACUUUAAUAUGUGACAGGGGUUUAUUUGCUGAACCUCUUAAUAUAUGACAGUGGUUUAUUUAGGCUGGCUAAUCUGGUCAUAUUAAGUGUGUCUUGCUUUGAAAAAAAAUUGUAAAGUAAAUAAUAUUGCCAAGACAUGUUGCUUUGUUUUGAUUACUUAUUGUUCAAUUUAAAAAAAAUUUUUGGGGUUCAAAUUUGUAAAUAGUUUUGUUCUCCUCUACAAAUAAUGCUAUUCUCUUUAGAUUGGAAAACUUGCUUUCAAGGGCACUGAGAGUCUAAAUCGAAUCCAGUCUGUUGUCUUCAAUGCUGCCUACAACACCAAUGAGAACCUUCUCAUCUGUGCCCCAACUGGUGCUGGUAAAACAAAUAUUGCCAUGCUCACAAUAUUACA
This is a messenger RNA of Lymnaea stagnalis (great pond snail), 2286 nucleotides long. Lineage: Eukaryota; Metazoa; Mollusca; Gastropoda; Lymnaeidae. The record is from the annotation of a GenBank genome assembly.